Messenger RNA from Brassica rapa (field mustard), 2906 nucleotides. Its product is annotated as cysteine proteinase COT44. The record is from RefSeq and is a predicted model, not a curated record. Lineage: Eukaryota; Viridiplantae; Streptophyta; Magnoliopsida; Brassicales; Brassicaceae. Gene Ontology annotation, biological process: proteolysis. Gene Ontology annotation, molecular function: cysteine-type peptidase activity.
CCCUAAGCAAAAGAUCAUGCAAGAUAGAAAUCGUUACAUUCGACUAAACACAAGUUUAACGAGAACGGUCAACUUGAUCGAAUUUGUUACAGUGAAUAAGAGAAAGAAACAAUCGUUAUAGAUAUGGUUCUACAAAUUGGUAUAGACAGUGUCUAGAUGGCAAAUCGGUGUUAACCGAAAUAUUUUUUUAAACAUCCAAUUUAUAUAAUUCAAACCGAUUUAAAUCAUUCUAAAUCAGUUUAAAUUAUUUUAAAUUGACUUAUAUUGUUUUAAGUCGAUCUAAACUAAGACUAAACAAAUUUAAUCAACGAAUAAUAUUAGUAUAAAUCUAUAAAAUUUGUCUAUUUUCCUUUUUUAUAUAUCUAUUUUGAUACAUCAAAAUUAUUUUAAUUAAAACUAAAAUUAAAAUAUUUUAUAUUAUGUAAAAUAUAUAUAAAAUAAAUCAAUAAUUUGUUAACUCCAGUUUUUAAACGGCACGAAUGAUUUGCCAAUCACUAGUAUUGUACAAACACCAAGUUAUCCAUAUAUAUUUCUUGAAUAUUGGUUAUAAAUAUUAAAAGAUCUAUAAGAUUAACUUCACAACAAUCAAGAUUAAAUAUAUCUCGAUAUAAAUCAAUAUUUUGGAAUAUAAAAUGUAGCAUUAUCCAUAAUAUAUUAAUUAUCUAUAAUAUAUUAUUUCUAUUGUUUUAUAUUAGGUUUUUAUUUAAAAUAAAUUUAUACGUAUUAUAAUAUAUUCUUUUUAAAAGUUAAUCCAAUUUCUAAACUCUCAUCAAUCUAUCAAUAACAAGCAGCAGAAGACUUAAUUUUAUAAAGAAAAAGUCUAUACUGACAUAGUUAAAAUUUAGUACAUUAUGUGUGUGAUUGUAUGAUCAUUAUAGAGUAAAUGUUUACUCCCAACUUUUUGUUAUUCCAAAUUCCAUUGAAAAAAAAUAUCAAUUAAGUGGAAUAUUAUUUUUGCUUAUUUAUUUUUGUUACUAUUCAAAAAGAGAAAAACACACACAAGUAACUAGUUUACUCUGAGUUUAAGUAAAAUAAUUUAUUAUAUUUUCUUUUUUAUUUCUUUUUUUCUUCCGGCUGUCCACCUUUUUUUACUUCAUAUUACUCCCACUAAUACCAAUCAAACCCUAUAAUGUGUAUAAAAGCCGGAAAAAGGAGAAAAAGGAAUAAAGAUAAAUUCAUAUAUUAUAGAUCAGCCAACCGUAUUUAUUGUUAUCGUUAUAUUGUAUAUAAUUAAAUAGAAUUAAAUCUCUAAAAUUAUAAAAUAUACAUAAAUAUCUCCACGCCUAUUAUUAUCACACAACGUUCUUACGUGGGGAAUGUAUAUAUUUAAGGUGUAAAAUUAAUUUCAUUCAUAUUUCCGGCAAUAUCCAUUUGAACCGUCCACCAUCUUGCAUGCCCAUUACUACAUUUUAUUAUAAUAGAAAAGUAUACCAACUUGAAAUAUUAAAAGUCCAAGACUUUCGUUAUAAAUAGCUCCUCUCAGCCUCCAACGAAAUCAAGCCAUAUCAACUAUCAGAACCAGAACCAGAACAAGCAAACAAACAUACAGUAUGGCUUCCUCAACAAAACUCCUUUCUUCACUUCUCCUAUUCGUCGUCGUUUCACUGGCCUCAGGUGAUGAGUUCACCACCAUUAACAACCAUCUCAAUCUUCCAUCGGACGGCUCAUGGAGAACCGAUGAAGAAGUGAGGUCCAUCUACUUACAGUGGUGUGCGGAGCACGGGAAAACUAGCAACAACAACGGUAUCAUCAACCAACAAGACGAAAGGUUCAAUAUUUUCAAAGACAACCUAAGGUUCAUCGAUCUACACAACGAGAACAACAAGAACGCUACUUACAAGCUUGGUCUCACCAUAUUCGCUGAUCUUACUAACGAUGAGUACCGGAGGUUAUACCUCGGGGCAAGAACCGAGUCUGUCCGCCGCAUCACUAAGGCCAAGAACGUUAACAUAAAAUACUCGGCCGCAGUAAACGACGUGGAGGUUCCGGAGACGGUUGAUUGGAGACAGAAAGGAGCCGUUAAUGCCAUUAAAAACCAAGGAACUUGCGGAAGUUGUUGGGCGUUUUCGACAGCUGCAGCAGUAGAAGGUAUAAACAAGAUCGUAACAGGAGAACUCAUAUCUCUGUCCGAACAAGAACUUGUCGACUGCGACAGAUCCUACAACCAAGGCUGCAACGGUGGUUUAAUGGACUAUGCUUUUCAAUUCAUCAUGAAAAACGGCGGUUUGAACACCGAGCAAGAUUAUCCUUACCGUGGUUCCAAUGGAAAAUGCAAUUCUUUACUGAAUUCAAGAGUUGUAACUAUUGAUGGUUACGAAGAUGUUCCUACUGAAGAUGAAACGGCGUUGAAGAGAGCAGUUUCAUACCAGCCCGUGAGUGUUGCCAUUGAAGCUGGUGGAAGAGUUUUCCAACAUUACCAAUCGGGGAUCUUCACUGGGAAGUGUGGGACAAAUCUAGAUCAUGCAGUGGUGGCUGUUGGUUAUGGUUCAGAGAACGGUAUUGACUAUUGGAUUGUAAGGAACUCGUGGGGUACACGUUGGGGAGAGGAUGGUUACAUUAGAAUGGAGAGAAACUUGGCAAGGUCCAAGUCCGGCAAGUGUGGAAUUGCGGUUGAAGCCUCGUACCCGGUUAAGUACAGUCCAAACCCGGUUCGUGGAACCAGCAGUGUUUGAAGUUUUUUUAAAAUAAAACUCAAUAAUCACUUGGGAGUUUUAUAACUAAGAUUUAAUCUCAUAUUAUUGUUUGUAUGUAUAGUAUAUCAAAAAAGAAGGUAUUUGAUCCACCAUACGGAUUUAAUCUGUAUGGAUCCUUAUGUCGAUCAAUAUCAUUUCGUUUAAAGAAAGAUUAAUUUGGUUGUUUAUGUAUUAAGAGAAGUAUAAUAAAAUGAUAUAUUUCUCUUAACCUCA